AUGUCAUCCAGCAUGUCCGAAAAGUAUGAGCAAUGUCUCAAGUACAUCUCCAGCAACAUCGGAAAUUAUACGAAACCAGAACUUUUUAAACUUUGGGUGUGGGAUGCCGUGGAGAACGUGGCCGAUUUGAAGGAUGUGACCAAGAUCUCGAAGAAUUUCUAUGAACUCGUCAACGUGGAACUUAGAAAAAUCGAAAAGAGUGAUGAUUAUAGCUUGAAGGAAAAACUGCAGAUGGUGUUCAUUUUCAGCCGCGCAGUUAGCAAUGACUUUGUGAAAAGAUUGACUGACAACGGCUACAAUGUCACGCUCAACAAGAAGAAUGUGAUAACUUUCGUCGAGUCCAGCGACAAAACGUUUUGCCGUUUGAGCUUUCACGCACAGAAUAAUGGGCGAUUCAAAGGCCAACCAGUUACUAGUCGCCGACAGCCGACAGCGCCCAUUCAUCCGAACUCUUCAGCCAAUCCACCGGUGCCGCUUCCAUCAUCCCAAGGACCAGGAUCUGGACGCAGCUCAAGCAAGAGAGCUCAAGCAAGAACAACACCAGCGGCCGACUCGAAAAGGAGCAAGCCAACAACUGCAACAUCUCCGAACGCAUCGUCGUCUCCAUACCGCACUCCUUCUCCUCCAAGGAUGCUCCCAAUGACCCACCGUUCUGCUGAUUCUGCCACUCAGACCAUUACCAUUCCACCUCGUGCAAUGGUAGACGCAGCCACGAUGACUGAAGAAACAACUAUCGAAGAAAAACUCAUCGAAAGUCGUGCAUUGUUAGAUUGUGCCUGGUUUUUCGCUCGUCAAUUUCGCAUUGCAAACGAAGACCUGGACUUGUUCGCGUACAUAGACUCUGUUUCGAAGGGCCAUCAAAAGGUGGCAGCGUACGAAUGCGACGACUUGAUUUCGACUGCGAUCUUGUUCGUCAAAGCCGCAAUGGAACCCGCCAAUAACGAUUUCAGCUACUACCCGUUUCGAAAAUUCCUCCGGGAUUUCUAUAUAGAUUUAGUCGAGCCCCUACAUAAAGAAAAUGGGUAUCUUCUUGAAAAAUCGAUGAAACUCAUCGUCAAGGAAGUUCAGACACACGGUGAAAGUACAGAUGUGGUUAGCAGAGACAUAAUCUGUUCUGCCUUGAAAACGCUUCUGGAUUCAGUCACCGACAAUUCUCCCCGACUUCUAUCAGCUUACGGAAAAGGAUCUGGACGUAGCUCAAUCAAAUUACGAAACGAAAAAGAUGUCUCUCCAACGACCGCCGACUCGAAACGGAGCAAGCCAGCCACUGACUCCAAAACUGAUGCAGUGAUGAAUGAAGAUGAUACCAUUGAGAUCUACCCGGCUCCAAUCCCAUUCAUGCUGUUGCCCACUGAACCGGGCAUGGUCAAGAUCAUGAGAAUAACAGAUGUCGUCUGGAACUUUGCAUCCGAAUGCAAAAUUAAUGCCAGUGAAAUUGAUAUAGUUAAACACAGAAACAACUUGAGCGGCCAUGAACUACUGACUGCUUCUGAAUGUAAUGAUUUUAUUGUGAAUGCAAUCACGGCUAUCAGAGGAAAAGGGGAACCCGCGACUUCUUUCCACUCGGGUGCCAACUUCCUUCCACUCGUCAAAUGUCUCCGUGAUUUCACGGAAUGCUUCAUUAAGCCACUUGAUGAAAUCCAUGGGAAUAUUCUUGGUGACUCGCUGGAUUAUAUGAACGAGCAGCUUUCGGAACUCGGAGAUCUAAUUCAUACAAAUGUGGUUCCCAGAAAGGAGAUUCGUUCUAUUUUGGUGAGGAUUCUGGAGACAGUCACCCCCAAAGAGUUUCAGGAACCAGUUUUGGCUGACAAAUCUCAUGAAAUGUGA
This is a messenger RNA of Caenorhabditis briggsae, 1827 nucleotides long. The transcript has 8 exons. Bases 1 to 1827 code for a protein of 608 amino acids. The record is from RefSeq and is a predicted model, not a curated record. Lineage: Eukaryota; Metazoa; Nematoda; Chromadorea; Rhabditida; Rhabditidae.